Molecule: messenger RNA, 10169 nt
Organism: Suncus etruscus (white-toothed pygmy shrew)
Lineage: Eukaryota; Metazoa; Chordata; Mammalia; Eulipotyphla; Soricidae
Gene: DCHS2
Product: dachsous cadherin-related 2
Exons: 20
Coding region: 1-10059 (3352 amino acids)
Biological process (GO): homophilic cell-cell adhesion
Cellular component (GO): catenin complex; plasma membrane
Molecular function (GO): calcium ion binding; cadherin binding
Source: RefSeq, a predicted model, not a curated record
AUGAGCUCCUCUGGGAAGAGGAUGGGUGCAAGGUGUCAGCAACCUGGGACCCCAGCCGGGGCUCGCGUGCGUAUCCUGGGGAGUCCAGAGUGGCCGGGUGGGCGGCCGGGCAAGGGCAGCAGUGCUAAGGGAGCGCUGCAGCGCUGGCGGCUUGCGCUCUGGCUGCACGCGUGGCUCUGGGCGGUCUCAGGCGCCUCGGCUCAGGUGUUCAAGCUCAGCCUCCGCGUGGACGAGGGGCUCCCCCCGGACACCCUCGUGGGAGACAUCCGCGCGGGGCUGCCGGCCGCGCAGCAGCUGGAGGGGGGCGGCUUCUUCCUGUCGGAGGAUUCCGACGACUCCCCGCUGCUGGAUGACUUCCACGUGCACCCCGACACCGGCAUCAUCCGCACCGCGCGGCGCCUGGACCGCGAGCGGCGGGACCGCUAUAGCUUCGUGGCGGCCACGCUGCUGGGCGCCGUGGUGCAGGUGGAGAUCCGCGUCACCGACGUGAACGACCACGCGCCAAGUUUCCCCCGCGACUCGCUGCAGCUCGACGUCUCCGAGCUCAGCCCUCCGGGGACCGCUUUCCGCUUGCCCGGCGCCCAGGACCCCGACGCGGGGCUUUUCAGCACCCAGGGUUACACCCUGCUCCACGCUCCCGAUGUGCCCGAGGACCCCGCAGGACCCUUCUUUCAGCUGCGCUACGGGAGCUUGGGGUCGCCCCCAGCCUCGUCCCUGGAGCCCCUAGACUUGGUUCUGCUGCGGCGCUUGGAUCGGGAGCAGCAGGCGACCCACGAGCUGCAGAUCGAGGCCUGGGACGGCGGCCACCCGCGGCUCACCGGCCACCUGCGCGUGGAGCUGCGAGUGCUGGACGAGAAUGACAACCCGCCCGUCUUCGAGCAGGCCGAGUACCGAGCGUCAGUGCGCGAGGACGCCCCGCCGGGCGCCGAGGUCUGUCGCGUGCGCGCCACGGAUCGGGACCAGGGGGCCAAUGGCGAGGUGCGCUACGGCCUGCGCGCCCGGCAGGCGCCCCCCGGGGACGCGGCGUCCUUCUCCGUGGACGAGCUCAGCGGCGUGGUACGCGUGCACCAGCCGCUGGACCGCGAGGCGCAGGCCUGGCACCAGCUGGUGAUCGAGGCCCGCGACGCCGGCGCUGAGCCCGAGGUGGCCACCGUGCGCGUGUCCAUCGCUGUGCUGGACGUGAAUGACAACCAACCCGCCAUCCACCUGCUCUUCCUCACCGAGGGGGGCGUCGCCCGCGUGUCCGAGGGUGCCCGCCCCGGAGACUAUGUGGCUCGGGUCUCGGUGUCCGAUGCUGACGGGGACCCGGUGGUCUCGGCCUCGGACUCGGACUCGAACUCGGAGGCCUUCUGGGACUUUGGGGUGGACCGCGCAGGAGGAAGCAUUGCCCUGACCUUGGAAGGCGGGGACGGGACCUUCUCCCUGCGUUCAGGGAGCUCCCCAGAAGUAUUUUUUCUCUGCGUCGAGGGGCCCCUGGACAGGGAGAGCCGCGACCUAUAUGACCUGCGACUGGUGGCCACGGAUGCGGGGUCCCCGCCCCUGAGCACGGAGGAGACGCUGCUGCUCCGAGUCUCCGAUCUCAAUGACCAGGCGCCGGUCUUUAGCCAGGCGCAUUAUCGGGGCUCAGUGUCCGAGGCUGCGGCCCCCGGUACCCCGGUGCUGUGGGUCAGCGCUUCCGACGCCGACGAGGCGGGCACCGACCACUCCAGGCUGCGCUAUGAACUGCUCCACCUCGAGGCGCGCUGCGGCUCCGAGGCCGAGUGUGGCGCGUCCUUCGCUAUUGAUCCGGAUCGCGGCGUCAUCGGCACUCUCAGGAGUCUGGACCGAGAGGCCCAGGACCGGGUAGAGCUGAGAGUGGUGGUCCGAGAUCUCGGAGAGCCCCCGCUCACGGCUACCUGCUUGGUGAGCAUCACCGUGGAAGACGUGAACGACAAUGAACCCAUUUUUCCUAGGCAGGUGUACAACGUGACGCUGGUGGAGCACACCGCAGUCGGCCACUGCUUUCUGCAGGUAAAAGCCUCUGAUGCAGAUACAGGACUCUAUGGCUUUAUUGAAUAUUCACUUUAUGAUGGAUUUCAAAGCUCUGCAGCACCUCAGGCUUUCCAGAUUGACCUGCAUGAUGGACGAAUCUGUGUUUCUCAAGAUAUCGACAGGGAAAGGGACCCUGCCACUUAUGAUCUCUUGGUGAAAGCUAAAGAUGGGGGUGGGCUCAGUGCCCAGGCUUUUGUUCGUGUGGAGGUGGAGGAUGUGAAUGAUAAUGAACCUGUGUUUAACCCAUCAACUUAUGGGACCAGCAUCAGUGGCCAGACCCAGUCAGGCACUGAGAUCAUCAAUGUCUUUGCCACUGACAGGGACUCUGGAAUAUAUGGAACAGUGACUUAUGAGCUCAUCCCUGGAGACCUCUCAUCCCUUUUUACCAUUGACUCUGCCACAGGAAUUAUUUACUUAGCCUCAUCUAUUUCUCAUCUGGAGUCUACUACACUUUGGUUGAUGGUCUGUGCUCGAGAUGGUGGUGGACUCACAUCUGUUGUUAAUGCCCAAAUCACCGUACAAAUUCUUCAGACAACUCUGGCCCCUGCAGACUUUGAAAGGCCGAAGUAUACAUUCUCUGUUUAUGAAGAUGUGCCCAAAGACAGUCCUGUUGGAACAGUGAAAGCAAAAGAAUCCUUGAAUUCCUCAGAGCCAAUUUUGUACAAAAUUUCUUCUGGUGAUUUGGGUGGCAAGUUCUCCAUUCACCCUUUGUUGGGUACCAUCCGGACCCAGAAGCCUCUGGAUCAUGAAACACAGCCUGUUGUAGUGCUCACAGUGCAGGCUCAGCUAGGCAGCUCCCCAGUCUGCAGCAGUACAGAGGUCAAUAUCACUGUCAUGGAUGUCAAUGACAACCAUCCUGUGUUUCCCAGAAUCUCUGAUGAGAUAAGACUCUCCCAGACCACACGGCCGGGCACUGCCUUGUAUCGUGUGCAUGCAGAAGACAAGGAUAGUGGACCUAACGGCUUCAUCCGAUACUCCCUUGCAGGUCAGCAGCCCAGUAUCUUUUCCAUUGACUCUGGCCUAGGUGUGGUUUACCUCAAUGGGAGUCUGGGAGCUGGAGGACCUCAGAGGCACACCAUCACUCUCAUGGCCCAGGACUUCGGGGUUCCUCCUCUAGCAGCCCUCUUUGUGCUGACAGUCCUUAUUGAAAAACAAGAACCUUUCUCACCCCUGACCUUUGAAAGCUUGGUCUAUCACACGGAGGUGAGUGAGUCCCUUUCACUGAUGACCCAAGUACUUCGAGUACAAGCCCAUUUCCUGGGCCCACAGCAUACAACCUCGAAGCUUCAGUACUUGCUGGAAACUGGAACGAACUCUGCUGCUUUUGGCAUCCACCCGGAUACUGGGUGGAUUUAUUUGCGACGACAGCUUGACUUUGAGUCGGCACAAACAUAUCGUUUCAGAGCUUUUGCCCGGAUCCCUGAAGACAGACUAUUACAAAAUGUGAGCACUUCAGUCAUUGUUCAUGUCCUGGAUGAGAACGACAAUUCCCCUGUUUUCUUGCAUGACGUGUUGUUUUUGAAAGUCAAGGAGAGCCCCCUUCCCCAGGGGGUAAUAGGCAAAAUUACAGCAAUUGACAGAGACUCUGGAAAGAACGGACAGCUGUCAUAUUUUCUUUUGUCUGAUGGAAAAUUCUUCAGGAUGAACCCCAUUACAGGUGAGCUGGUCAGUUGGGUAGGCCUGGAUCAUGAACAUCAGGAACAUCACCAGGUGAGCAUCCUAGUGACUGACCAUGGCUCCCCACCACGGAAUGCCACUCUUAUGGCUUACAUUGCAGUUAUGGACAUCAACGACAACCCACCAUACUUCCCCCAGUGCCGCCCUGGACAGCAACUGCACGUCAAGGUUUUGGAAGGUCAGCCAGUAAAUAUGCUGGUUACAACUGUGUUUGCAAAGGAUCUCGAUGAAGGAAACAAUGCAGAAGUGAUAUAUUCAUUAUCUUCAGAAAACAGUUCUGAUCACUUCAGAAUUGAUGCCAACAGUGGAGAGAUAAGAACAACAACUGUGCUUGUAUUUGAUGAGAGACCCUCCUACAGGAUCACAGUACUUGCCAGUGACCAGGGACUGCCUCCUCUCCAAGGACAGGCACUUAUCAUUAUUCAGGUGAUCCCACUGUCCAAAGGAAGGGCUGUCACUUCUCAAAAUAUUAGACAUUUAGUUAUACCAGAAAACUUGAAACCUACAAAAGUGAUGAACUUGCUCAAGUCAUCAGAUUCCCUUCAUCAUCACUAUAAUAGAAAGUUACAUUUUAGUAUUGCUGCUGAGGACAAGGAUGGUCACUUUGAAAUCGACCACUUGACUGGAGACCUGUUCCUUUCUAAGGAACUUGAUUACGAAAUGGCAUCUCAUCAUCUUUUCAGGGUACUUACUAAAGACCAUAGCAAAAACCCUCCCCUGAGUAGCACUGUCUUUCUCAGCAUUGAUGUGGAUGAUCAGAAUGACCAUUCUCCUUCUUUCCAAGAUGAGUUCAUCGUCAUCAGCAUAGAGGAGAAUGUUCCCGUGGGGACUCUGGUGCAUGUCUUCAAUGCUAAAGAUGGUGACGGCAGCUUUCUCAACAGCAGAAUACAAUACUUCAUCGAAUCCCACCACGCUGGAAUGAAUCCAUUUCUCAUUCAUCCCUCCUUUGGCACGUUAGUCACUGCAUCCCCCCUGGAUAGAGAGCUAGUCCCCACUAUUGCCCUGACAGUAACAGCAUCUGAUCAAGCUGUCAAUGUGACAGACCGGAGACAGAAGUCACUGAUGGCUAAAGUAGUGAUUUUGGAUGUAAAUGACCAUAGCCCCACUUUCACCUCUUUCCCUAUCAUCCACAUAAAAGAGGAUGCUAUUGUGGGCUCCUUAGUACAUCACAUAAUUGCUCAAGAUCCAGAUGAAGGAAGGAAUGGAAGAGUAACCUACAGCAUCAUCUCUGGAAAUGAAGACAGAACCUUUCUGUUGGAUGCAUCAUCAGGCUUCCUAACUAUAGCUUGUCCUUUGGAUUAUGAAGAAAGAACUCAGCACGUUCUGACUCUCCUCGCAGUGGAUGAUGGCACCCCCACCUUUUCUUCAUCCCAGACUUUGACCAUCACUGUCCUUGAUGUAAAUGAUGAGGUGCCCAUACUAAAGCAGCAUCAGUACAAAGCGACUGUUCAUGAAAACCGAAAUCCAGGGGAGUUUGUCACAAGGGUUGAAGCUACAGACAAAGACUCAGGAAUCAACGCCAAGCUUCAGUUUGAAAUUAUGCCAGGUGCUUCAUUUGGACUGUUCCAGAUAAAUCCUGACACAGGAGAGGUCGUGACGACAACAACCCUUGACAGAGAAGCUCAGGAGGUCUUUACCCUUCAGGUGCUCGUGCGAGAUGGGGGUGUGCCUUCAUUGUCUGCCACUGCAAUGAUUCUUUGCUCUGUGGAUGAUGACAACGAUCACCCUCCGAACAUUAUCACUCUCAUUCACGACAUUGAGGUCAUGGAAAACCAAGAGCCAGGGCUUGUCUACACGGUUUGGGCCACUGAUAAGGAUGCUGGCAAUAAUGGAGUGGUCCGGUUUCAGAUCAUUGAUGGAAAUACUGAAGAGUCCUUUGCUAUUAAUGAAACAUCAGGAGAACUUUCAACCAUUCAUGCCUUGGACCGUGAGCAGGUAAACAGUUUCACUCUGGCCAUUUUGUGUUCCGACUUGGGGGAUCCACCCCAGAGUUCUAGGAUGCAGCUGCAUGUCCGAGUUCUGGAUGACAAUGACCACAGCCCCACAUUUCCCCUGCUUCAGUAUCAGUCAUCUGUGAGAGAAGACACUGAGGUGGGGACAGCCGUUCUUGUGCUCUCAGCUGCAGACCAGGAUGAAGGACUAAAUGGACAGAUUGAGUAUUUGCUGAUGGACGACAAGGCCUCAGGCCCAUUCACCCUCGAUCCUGUGGCUGGUGUCUUGAAAAUUGUUCACGUUCUGGACCGAGAAGUCACAUCCCACCAUACAUUUAGGGUUGUAGCCAGAGAUUGUAGUGUCAAGGGCUCAAGAAGCACCACAGCAAUGAUAAAAAUACAGGUGACUGAUGUUAAUGACAAUGAUCCAGUUUGGGAACAGAAUCUUUCAGAAAUUUUUCUUUCUCCUCAGUCACCUAUCAAUCAGACCAUUGCCAUUUUGAGAGCCAGUGACCCCGACCUGGGACCCAAUGGAACUGUCACCUUUAGCUUUGCAGAGACCCAGUCAAUGUUUUCUCUCAAUGAAUAUACAGGAGAUAUUCAACUUCAGCAAAAUUCACCUUCUGAAUAUUUUCCUGUGUGGCUGCAGUUAAACAUAAUGGACCAGGGGGUUCCAGCUAGGCUAACUACUGGUGUCCUGGCUGUUCAUAUGGAAGGAGAAGAUGCUAAGAUUUCUUUUAGCCACCAUCUAUAUAAAGGAACUGUGAUGGAAAAUUGUGAGGAAGGUACUGCUAUUGUGACUGUACAUGCUUUUACUCCUGACUUUAUUCUGGAUGACAUCAAAUAUUCCAUUUUUAGUGGAAAUGAAGAUGGUGCUUUUUCCCUGUGCUCCAACUCAGGAGCACUCACAGUGAAAGAGCCCAAAUUUCUUGAUUUUGAAGUCAGAAACGAAAUACAACUCAUCAUUUUAGCUGAAAGUAGAGGGCAUAGAGCCUACAGCAAAGUAGUCGUCCUGAUACAAGAUGUGAAUGAUAACUUCCCAGGCUUUAAGCAAAGUGUCUACCGAGUAUCAGUACCUGAAGGCCAGCUCAGCAAUACUUACAUCAUUCAGGUUUUGGCCACAGACUUGGAUAGUGGGUUGAAUGGCCUCAUUGAGUAUUCCAUUCUAUCUGGCAACCAAGGAGAAGUUUUCCAGAUGGACAUGCUGAGUGGUGUGGUAACCGCAAACAAGACUCUUGAUUAUGAGUUCAUCAGCUCCUACAGUUUGGUUGUGCAAGCCACAGAUAAAGGGAUGCCCAGGCUUUCUGGCACGAGUGUGAUCAAGAUCCAGGUGACUGACAUAAAUGACAAUGCCCCAGCUUUUUUGCCCUCUGAACCAGUGGAAAUUGCAGAAAAUUCUUUGCUUGGCACAAUUGUGACUCAGAUAUCAGUACAUGAUGUGGACUUGAAUCCAGCUUUCAUCUUCAGUUUGGACAAAGAGAGUAACCCUGGAAGCAAGUUUGCUAUUGAUCAGAACACUGGAGUGGUGAUACUAGUGAAAACAUUGGAUUUUGAAGAAGUUACUGAAUAUGAACUGCUCAUCCACAUUUCUGAUUCCAUGUACCACACGGAGGGUACACUUAUUAUUCAUGUGUUAGAUGUCAAUGAUAACCCACCUGUCUUUUCUCAAGAUUCAUACCAGGCUGUUGUUCCUGAAACUGUGCCUCUGGGGUUCCCAGUGCUGACUGUGACAGCCACAGACUUUGAAAGCAGUAAGAAUAUUUCAUAUAGAAUCCUUUCCUCUUCGAAGGAAUUCACAAUUGAUCCUAAGAAUGGCACAAUCUUUACGAUCAAUCCUAUGUUACUGCUGGAUAAGAAGUCACCAAUUCGGUUUCUCGUCGAAGCCAGUGACGGGGGAACGCCUGACCUCAGCGCCCUCACCUUAGUGGAGAUCAGCUUAAAAGAGGUGAACUGUCACAUCCCCAAGUUUGCAGCCCAAUCCUACAAUCUUAGCGUGAAUGAAGACACGCCCCCUGGAGGCACCCUCAUGGCAUUUUCCACCCUGGAAACCCAUGAAAACUCUCUUGUGGAAUAUUCCAUCCUCAGCGGUAACACUCAGAACCACUUCUUCCUGGAAACAAGGUCCAUUCAUUCCUAUUAUCCUUCUAAGCAAGUUGGUUAUCUGGUGCUGCUUCACAGUCUGGAUAGAGAAACCAAAGCCAGCCACCGACUAGUCCUUCUGGCCACUAAUGCAGGUUGUCCAGCCCUGAGCUCCACAGCUGUUGUUUCCAUUGAAGUGCUUGAUGCCAAUGACAAUCCACCUCAGUUUAGCAGAGUAAAAUAUCAUGCCCACAUUCGGGAGAGCACCCCUCCCGGGAGUCCAAUCACUGUGGUCUCAGCAGAGGACCAUGAUCUGGGUCCACACGCAGAGAUCAGGUACCGCCUGGUCUCCGGAAACGAGGGGGGGUAUUUUCACUUGGAAGAAAGAACGGGAAUUCUUUACUUGAUGAAGCCUCUAGAUUAUGAGGAAAUCAUAAAAUUCACUUUAUUGGUCCAGGCUGCUGAUGGAGGAAAACAACACUUGUCAUUUGCAGUUGUGUUAAUUAGUGUUCUAGACGAUAACGACCACAUACCCCAGUUCAUGUUCUCAAGACUGACCUGCGUUGUUCCUGAAAACCAAGCUGUUUCAUCCACGCUGUGUUCUGUCAAUGCCUUUGACUUUGAUGCAGGUCCUUAUGGAGAACUGACCUACUCUAUUUUAUCCCCUUGCUCUCUCACUCCUGGGCUGCCUCAUGAGCACCAUCCCUUCAUUAUUGACCCUCUAACAGGAGAUAUUCACACUCAGCAAGUCCUUGACUAUGAAAGUGUCAAUGAAUACUGCCUCAUGAUCCAGGCUAAAGACAAAGGUGCCUCCACCGCCUCCUUAAUGGUUUGGGUGGAUGUUGAAGGGAUCGAUGAGUUUGAACCCAUGUUCACGCAAGAUCAAUAUUUUUUCAACCUGCCAGAAAAGAACCAGGGAAGACAGUUGGUUGGCAGAGUGGAAGCCUCAGAUGCAGACGCUGGGAUCGAUGGAGUUGUUCUCUACUCCCUAGAAACAUCAUCGCCUUUCUUUUCAGUGAACAAAAGCAGUGGAAGCAUUUAUUUGGCGAGACCCCUUCCCCUAAUAAAAAGCCACAUUAGCCAAGGAAACUCCAUUGAAAUAAAAAUCAUCGCCCAUAGUCCCAAAGCAGACUCCAAGUUUGCAUCUUGUACUGUUUUUGUCAAUGUGUCUUUUGCCCCAGAGAGGAAAUACUUAGCAGUAUCUACCAGCAGCUUUUCCAUCAGUCUCGCUAUCUCCUUUUUGGUGUUUUUAUUCCUUAUUUUCACAUUAAUUAUCCUGGCUCUAAGACAUAGACAAAAGGAGUCGACCAACCAGUGUGAGAAGGAAAAAUCCUCUUCCUCCUUAAAUGACAGUCUGAGAUCAACACAGGAGGCCAGCAUGCACACAGCCUUCCUGAAAACCAAGGAUAGCAGGACUGAGCCCAUGCUUCUCACCUCCCCGCCGGAAUGGCUGAGUUUAUUGAGUCUGGUGGAGAAGGAUAUAGAACAUCUGUAUCUGCACUCAAAUUCCAGUGGUCACUGUUCUGUGGAAGAAACUGCUGAAGACAAGGAAAUUCAGCAGAUUAAUGAGCACCCUUACCGAAAGGAGUCAGGCUCAGCUCUGAGUGAUCGGGAGUCCAGGGUUCCAGAUUCAGGGAUCCCAAGGGACUCAGAUCAGCUCUCCUGCUUGUCUGGAGAAACAGAUGUGGUGGCUACCGCUGACAGGGUAGACAGUAGCCAGAUUUAUGAGGAAGGAGAUGGUGGCGAAGGCUGCAGGACAGCCAGUGUUCCAAACAACGGGUUAGUGCAGACACUGAGGAAGAAAGAGGUGAGAGAAAGUCUCCUGGCUGACAUUCUGAAAGAAGCGGUUUUCAUUUCUGGGGAGCAGGAGACCCCGUGUGCCCAAAUUUCAACUCGGAGCACUGCUGAUCACAUCAUCCGCAAUGGCUCUCACUGGGAUUAUCUGCUGAGUUGGGAGCCCAAAUUCCAGCCUCUUGCCCCAGUGUUUAAUGACCUCGCCAAACUCAGGGAUGAACAUUUAUGCCUGCCUGGCAUUCCACUGGAGAAGAAAUCUUUUGUUUUUCCUCCACCCUUGAUAACUGCAGUAGCCCAACCUGGGAUUAAAGCUGUUCCACCCAGGAUGCCAGCCAUCACCAGCCUUCAGCAAACCCCACACUCCCCCAUCCUCUACCGGCUCAGUUCUCUGCCAGAAGCCAUGACUCCCAGCUUUUCUCCAUCUCUUUCCCUGCUCACCGCCCAGACCCCUGCUCCGACUGCUCUGCUAUUAGACAGAGAGUUGUUAGCAACACAGCGCCCAGGUCCAUUUUGUGACCUUAAAGCAGAAGAUGAAGUUCAUAUCUAACAUGAUUGCAUGGUUAAGCACCAGCUCACUGUUGAUCCUGCAUGAUCAAGCAUUCUUAAGCCCUGGGCCACUGAGUCCAUUUUAUCUACUAACCAGUGAUAUAACUUAGG